AUGGCGCCGGAUACCGACCAGCACGGCAGCCCCUUCUCUCGUCCUUUCACCUCCGGAUCAGAGAAGGGCUCGACACAGAUCGCUGGCUGCUGCGCCGCCGGACCAAUCGCCGGCAAGCAAAUCCCUCCGCCGUCCGCCACUGCAUCGCAGGACAGCAGGUCAGCAAUGGCUAGCAACUCAAAUGUGGGCAGCGCUGCUGGAGGUGGAGGACAAAGUGCAAGAAAUUGGAGCAUGUAUGGUCUCAUACAUAGUAUAACAAGAAACAGGCUGAACCCUGGACGUGCUGACGAUCUUGUCUAUGUGCAUCAAAAAUUGCGUCUUAUUUCAAAGAGAUCUGCAAAUUCAAUUGGAAAAAAGAGGGCUGCACCGUUGCAAUUGACAAGCUUUUUUUGGCAAACAACUAUAUCACGAAACGUAUCUCCGUAUCCGCGCCGGUACAGGAUGUCAAGGGACCUGUUCUGGGUCAUUCUACGGGGCGUCAGAAACUACGACCCCUACUUCCAAUGCAGGCCCGAUGCAACAGGUGCGAUAGGCUUCACCUCCUACCAAAAAUGCUCCGCGGCUAUUUGCAUGCUCUCAUAUGGAAUGGCUGCGGAUAUAUUCGAUGAGUAUCUUCGAAUGGGUGAGAGCACCUGCCUUGAGACCAUGUACAGGUUUUACCGAGCCGUGAUUGACGUGUUCGGAGAGUAUUACUGUAGGGAGCCAACUGUUGAGGAUACAAGGCGGCUCCUGUGUAUCAACGAGUCUAGAGGGUUCCCAGGAAUGAUUGGCAUCAUAGAUUGCAUGCACUAGGAGUGGAAAAACUAUCCAUUUGGAUGGCAGGGUGCGUACAGCGGGCAUGAGGAGGAAAAAACUGUCAUUCUUGAAGCUGUCAUAUCUCAAGAUUUAUGGAUUUGGCAUUCGUUAUUUGGCAUGGCCGGUUCCAACAAUGACAUCAAUGUGUUGCACCGAUCACCGGUUUUUAACCGGCUCAUGCAAGGCAAAGCUCCCCGGGUGAGCUAUGAGAUCAAUGGAAAUGCAUAUGACAAGCCAUACUAUAUUGCUGAUGGCAUGUACCCUGACUGGGCCACAUUGGUGAAGACUGUCCGUAAUCCAAACUCCGAGAAGACGAGGAGGUUUGCCAAUAUGCAAGGGGCUUACGGGAAAGAUGUGGAGCGCGGAUUUGGUGUACUCCAAGCUCGGUGGACAAUUGUCCGUCACCUGGCAAGAACAUGGUCGCUGAAGAUCAUGCAUGAGGUGAUGACAUGCUGCGUGGUCAUGCACAACAUGCGUUGAGAACGAGCGUCCUGAUGGCCGCAAUGAGAACCACUGGGAAUUUCAAGGUGAGCUAGUGGCACCACUUCCUCGAGCUUCAACUUGGCAGGACUAUCUACAUAUGAAUGUAGACGGAUCUAAUUGAGCAUCAGUGGACAUUGACUGGCCAUGAAGAUCAUGCCUAGAGAAAUACUAUCUUAUUUUCAUGUAGACUUUUAAAAUUUAAAUGUAAUAAGUAUGACUUUGUUGAAUUCCUGAUUUUUUGUGUGGAAACUUCAUAAUUGAUGCAAUAGCGGAAAUGUGUCUGGUCGCUGAAACGGUCUAUCUCGCGUCCGCCGCGCGACACAAACGGACAUUUCGGACGUCCAAAAUGCGUCGCGCCGCUGGAGAUGCCCUUAGCUGAAACACACACAUGUCUCAUAUUUGUUACGGUUGUGAUUUAAAAUUUAGUUAUAAAUUUAAAUCUAACUAAAAAUAUAAUUUUGAUGAUGUGGCUUAAGGUGAUGGCUCUAUUAAAUCCGUAUAUUGCUUUUUAGUGUAUAAAAUUAGUUGUCUAACUCAACACAAAUUCUAACCACACCCCUCCUUGUAGAGUUGUAGUAAGAACAUCUCCACUUGUUGGUGCCCCAGGUCGAAAUUUCGGCGCUAUUUUGUGUCGGACUAGAGGCAGGUUUGGCCUGGGGGCACCGAGCUUCCAGCCACGCACCCAGGUUGGUCCCUAGCCGGCGAAUUCUGGGCUGGAUCUGGGAGAAACGACACAUAUUUUGGCAGGUUUUGGGCCAAAUGUAACACAUAGUUCUGCAUACAAAGUAAUACAAAGCAAAUAGUUUAACUAGAAAAAAACGGUGGCUAGGAUUUAACAAUGAUCGAUCUCAGCUUCGCCCUUAUGUAGGAGGCGAAGCCGAGACUUUUCGUGAUGUACAAGUAUACAAACAUCGGGUCGCCUUGGGCCUUUCCACAUAUUGCUACAAGUUUUCCUAUAUUGACUCUACUCCCUUGGACCGCAUAUCUUCGGCUUCAUGUGCCUCCAAACCUUCGGGUUCGUAGGCCUUCAACUCCUAAGAUACCUGAAAAUAUAAACCAUGGGUAUACACGUGACAUGCCCAUUAGGUAUACCCAUGUCAGUAGCCCCCGAGAUUUUAUUCGAAACGUAAAAUCGGGUAAAAUCUCCAUCCUUCAUCUCUUUUGCAAAUACUUUGAGUUCAUGAAUACGCUAUUUUUAUUCGACAUCUAUCUUGUACAUGGAUAUUGGUAAAUGUGGCUGGUUCAUCUGACAGAUCAGAUACCCGUUAACUGCUCUUGUCACAAAUCCGCAUAAACCAACUUCAAGUUCGAGUUCCUAGGACUCGAACCUGGGAUACUUGCGUAAUUCAGGACGUGCCGCUUUAGGACUUAUCGAAAACUGAAUUCCAGCUAAGUUAUCGGGUACCCAACACAUCCGCUAGGAUUUUCUUCACAUCUGUUCAUGUGGAUAAAGUGGGAGAGCGCAUUCGGGUGCGAUGACACGCCACACGGGGCGGAUCCUGGGGUCUUACCUUCGUGACCCUUUUACAAGUCACGACAUUUAGUUUUUACCGCAAUGGACGCGCUUUGAGAGUAUAUUGUCGAGUGCCUUUGUACGGCUGAUGGAAUGCUCCAUUUCUCCGGGUUGCACCAUAUCUUCGGGUUACUAUAUUUUAUUGAGUAAAUCUUGAUGCUUCCGACAUGACGAGUUUAUAAAACUCGAAGAUGUCUACCCACUACCGAAAUUCUUCGGGUUCAUCUAUAUUGACUUGUUGUAUUGCACUUUCUAUAUUGAUAAAUUUCUUCGGGUGCGCGACCAGCGCUCCCGAUUGGAGUAGCCCCCGAGGAUACAGCCAAGUGUUUGCACUUGGGUGUAGGCUCAACUUUCUUUUAAUCAACUCCAUAUUUUCCACUAUCUUGCAUCUUAUCGGGAGCAUGAACAAUGCUCUCGAUAAGGGUAGGCCCCGAGCCUAUGAUCGGAUGCUUGCAGCUGGACAUAGGUUCCAAAAUUCAUGUCGCGCAUCCUAUAUCGUCUCGUCGACUCGAAGAUUUUCUUGCCCCCUGACGUCAGUGCUAACAAAGAUGGUGUGCUGUCGACUCUUUUGACUGUGACUGUCAGUGGACCACAGUCUGUAGGUCCAGUAUAAAUGCCCUUCCCCCAUGAUGCACUUAGUGGGGUUCUCACGUCCUUCGAAGCGCCCGGCACGCGCGCAGUAACUCCGUAACUUCCAUGUGGAACUUUAAAAAUAUAUUUACUUUUAUGCCACGUGUAGGGUUAGGAUUAUCUCUUCUCCAUUGAACGGCCGAUCUGCUUCGCCUUCCAGGUUAAAAGGUAAUCCGUGUGCCUCACGUUUCCCCCCUUCUCACUCCGCCGCACAAAGUCGUCACAUCACCAUUACCAUCGCACUCUGCUCCUUGCUCCUGCUUCGUACCCUAGCUCUUCCUCCGCCACCAUGGUUAGAUCAAAGCGUGUCAAGAGCACCACCGCCGACACCGCAGGCGCUGAGCGGGUGGAAAAGAAGAAAGUGUCCGGAUGGGAUAGAUCGAAAACAGGGGCUGCUCACUGAUGAAGAGAAGAUGAAGGCUCUCGGGGACGAAGUGACCCCUAAUCCGCCUGAAGGAUAUCGGUAAUUUUCACUGAUUUCCUCCUUCGUGGCCUCUCCAUGCAUGUUCAUGAGUUUCUUCGGGGACUCCUUUUCGUUACGGGAUUCACCUGUUCCAGCUGACUCCCAAUUUCAUCCUCCAUAUCUCCAUUUUCAUCACUCUUUGCGAAUGCUUCCUCGGCAUCCACCCCCAUUGGGGCUUGUGGAAACGCAUCUUCUGUCUCUGGCGCAGCAACUCGAGGGAUGCCAUCUAUGACAUAGGUGGUGUCUGCAUCUGCAUUUGGCCUAAAGCCGACUAUUUAGAUCUGAAAUUUGCCGAGUCGGUCAAAGGCUGGCACAAGAAGUGGCUCUAUGUGAAGGAUGAAACAACUGGCAACUAGCAAUAUGGCCUCGCUCCUUUUGACAUGUCGCAGGAAAUCCUAAGGCGUCAGUCUUGGGAUGCCGAAGCUACUUUGGAAGAAAUUGCAGCUACUGAACAUCUGAUGGAGCAGAUUAAGAAGUUGCAUAAUAGCCGAGGAAAAGAGUUGUCGGGUGUGCAGAUACUAGUACAUUUCAUACAGAUUCGUGUACAACGUAUCCAAGGUUGGUCGGGUCCUCUAUGGCUUUACUCUGGCGUUGGUGAGGCUGCAAGGAUAUCCGAGGAUCUUCCUGUCGAGGAUUUGGAGAAAUUAGUACGCCACUUUACUUCGGUUAGUAAGAAAGAUCAAGUGCCCGCAUCUUGCCGCGUGAAGCCAUUCAGUGGUGCACACACCCUUCCAGCUGUAAGUUCCCUUCUCAAAAUUUUACACAUUUUCUGCCUAACUUACCUUUCACAAUUUAACUCGCAACAAAUUUGUGUAGAAACACAAGUCGAUCUUCUCCCUUCCGCAUGUUCCCAAAAAUGGGGGAGUGCCCGAACGUACAGUUGUUGUCGAUGAUUCCCAGGAGGCUUCGCUUCGCGAGAGUGAACCCGCGGAAUCUGAUGAAAAAAGUGUGAAUUCAUCAGCUCAUAACUCUAACACUUCCCGAACACACUCUCCUCCAGCUUCUGUGACUUCCCCAGAUAAUAGAAAAAGAAAGAGGCAGACUAAGAAAGAGGAUGAAAGUUGGGAGAUGGUAAACCUAGAGGGGGUGAAUAGGUAUCUACAAAUUUUAAUUCUUUCUUUGCAAUAUUAGGCUUUGCGGAAUAUAAAGGUGAGCCUAAUGCAAACUGGGUGAGGCAACAUAUAUGAUGAUACAAGUAACUCAAACACGAAGGCUCUCACAGGCAAUUAUAUCACAAGUAAGGAGUUCGGUUAGAGAUAACCGAUAGUGCGCGGAGACGAGGUUUGUUUCCUGUGUUCCCUUCCUUUGCAACAAGGUACGCCACGUUUGGAGGGGUGGAGGUCCUACGAAGGAUUCCCUAACGCCACAAAGGCUCACCCUAUUCUCCGGAGCCUAUCCCACGAAGGAAUAGCUCACUCACUUGUGGUAGACUUUGAGGUAGCCUCCAAACCUUCACAAUCUUGUCAGGGGAAAAUCCACAGCCCGGAUGCUUCCGGA
Molecule: messenger RNA, 5381 nt
Organism: Lolium perenne
Lineage: Eukaryota; Viridiplantae; Streptophyta; Magnoliopsida; Poales; Poaceae
Source: RefSeq, a predicted model, not a curated record